Molecule: messenger RNA, 2677 nt
Organism: Phodopus roborovskii (desert hamster)
Lineage: Eukaryota; Metazoa; Chordata; Mammalia; Rodentia; Cricetidae
Product: zinc finger protein OZF-like
Exons: 5
Coding region: 312-1991 (559 amino acids)
Biological process (GO): regulation of DNA-templated transcription
Source: RefSeq, a predicted model, not a curated record
GGUGCGGAGGACACGGCGGGUGCCGCGGGGACCUGAAAACUCCGGAGCCGCAGUCUCCGCGCGGGGCGGCCUGGGAAAGUCACAGUCAGCAGCGCAGUGGCGGGAACCGCAGCCCUGCGGCCCUGGAACCUCCCAGGUCUCACAUUGCUCAGCCAGUCCUCCUCACCUGUGAAGCAGAACCAAGAGCCCUGGAUGGUGAAGAGCAGACAGUAACAAAAGAUCCAGCUUUGUAUUUUUUGAGACCUCAAUGUGAACUUUCAACAAGAAUUCCAGUCUUUUUUCCAGACACAGAAACACAGAGAAUAAGAAGAAUGAAUGCUCCUCUGGCUUCCCAGAAUCUGGUAACAUUCAGGGAUGUGGCUGUGGACCUCUCACAGGAGGAGUGGGAAUGUCUAGACUGUGCUCAGAGGGCUUUGUACAUGGAUGUGAUGUUGGAGAAUUACAACAAUCUAGUCUUUGUAGGGAAUCGUUGCAUAUGUUAUAAUUAUGAGAAAGUCUUGGAUCAAAGCUCAACGCAUAGUGUCCAGCAGCAUGCAUUUACCCAAGUGAAGCCUUAUAAAUGUAAUGCGCCUUGUAAAAUAACUCAUGAAUGCUCCCAAUAUACAUAUAAUACUAGAGAUAGUCCAGAAGUCUGCAACGAGUACGUAUUUGAUAACCACAGAGAUGCUUCUGUUGAAUCAUUAAACAGACAUAAAAAUAGAAACAUUGGAGAAGACUCUUGCAAAGGUAAGGGCUGUAUAAACUGUUUAAAUAUGUGCUCCAUAAUUAGUCGGAAUCAAAGAGUCUACACAGUAAGGAAAAAACCCCAAAAUACAGAGCAUGAUAAAUCUUUUGACUCUAAACAUGAAUUCACGCUGAAAAGACCCAAUAAUGGGAAAAAACCUCACCAAAGCUGGAAAUGUGGGAAAAGCUUCAAGACAGACUCAAGUCUUAGGAGACAUCAGAGAGUUCAUACCAGACAGAAACACUUUAAAUGUACAAAAUGUAGUAAAUCUUUUCUGCGUUUAUCACAAGUCAAAGUACAUUGCAAGUUCCAUUGUGGAGAAAAACCCUACAAAUGUACGGAGUGUCCUAAGUGGUUUUAUCAUACGUCAGAAUUUAAAAGGCAUUGCAAAGUGCAUUCUGGAGAGAAUAUUUACCAAUAUAGUGAAAAUGACAAAUCUCUUAUCACAAAGGACCACCUUAAUACUCACGAGAGACUUCAUACAGUAGAGAAACCUUAUAAAUGUAAUGAAUGCAACAAAUCCUUUACACAGAGAAGCAGUCUUAGAACUCAUGCGAGGAUUCAUAUAGGAGAGAAACCUUACAAAUGUAGUGAAUGUGAGAAAUGCUUUACCCAAAGAGGCCAUCUUACAAAUCACCAGAGAGUUCAUACAGGAGAGAAACCUUACAAAUGUAGUGAAUGUGACAAAUCCUUUACCAAGAAAGACCAUCUUAGAAUUCACUACAGAAUUCAUACAGGAGAGAAACCAUAUAAAUGUAAUGAAUGUGACAAAUCCUUUACUCAGAAAAGCAGUCUCAUAACUCAUCAGAGACUUCAUAUAGGAGAGAAACCUUACAAAUGUAGUGAAUGUGACACAUGUUUUACCCAGACAGGCCAUCUUAGAAUUCAUCAGAGAAUUCAUACAGGAGUGAAACCUUACAAAUGUAGUGAAUGUGACAGAUCCUUUACUACAAAAGACCAUCUUAGAACUCAUGAGAGACUUCAUACAGGAGAGAAACCUUAUACAUGUAGUGAAUGUUACAAAUCCUUUAUCAGUUGCUCAAAUCUUAGAAAACAUCAGAAAAUUCAUAAGGAGAGAAACCCUACAAAUGUACUGAAGGUGAAAAAUCCUUUAUCGGCUCCUCAUCUCUUAGAAGACAUUAGAGUAUUCAUACAGGAGAGAAAAAUUACAAAUAUAGUAAGUGCAAGAAAUCUUUGCUCACAAAGUCACCCUGAGAACACAUCAAAGAGUUUGUGUAGGAGAGAACCUUUACAAUGUAAUAUAUGAAAAAAAAACCUUUUCUGUGUCUCAGGUCUACAAAAACCUCUGAAAAUUCAUACAUGGGAGAAACGUUUCCAUAGGAAAUAUUGUGACAUAUACUUCAUUCAUACUUUGCCUUAGCAAUACUUCAGGCUUCAUGCUACAGAAAAAUUGUGAACAUGAGAAAGUUGUAAAAGUUUUUAAGUAAUGGUCAAAUCUUAGGAUACAUUAAGAGUGUAUACUGAAAGAGAUUCUGAAAAUGUAACAAUGUAGGACAAUUUUCAUUAAUAAUUUAUCCUUGUGCAAUUCCAAAUACUUUAUAAUGAAGACAAAAUGCAGAAAUCUGAAGGUUGAGCUGUUAUAUAUCAGUUUCCUGGAGACCGAGUUGGUCUGUCUUGGAUGAGAGCUAGACUAAGGCUAGAAAUGUACACCUCAAAAUAACUCCAGGGAACCCCAGAAACUAACAGGAUUCAGUGUGCUUAAUUCAAAUGAAGAAACUCAGACAGAUCAUAUUACUUGAAAAGCAUUUGGCAAAAUGAUCCACCAAAAUAGGAUGCUCUUUAACUUGUAGAUGUGCCCACUGGCAUGCAGUGUGCUCCACAUGUCCUGUAUUAUCCCACUUACUGAUUUGGAGCUCUAUGAUUACAACUUGUCCUUGAGUCCCCUCUGCUCCAGUAAGCCACUACUUUACCAUAUUUCUCUAUGUAACCCUA